Cordyceps militaris CM01 is the source of this 1632-nucleotide messenger RNA. RefSeq lists its product as uncharacterized. NCBI's taxonomy places the organism in Eukaryota, Fungi, Ascomycota, Sordariomycetes, Hypocreales, Cordycipitaceae. The coding region runs from base 1 to 1632 and encodes 543 amino acids. Gene Ontology annotation, molecular function: protein phosphatase regulator activity. Gene Ontology annotation, biological process: protein dephosphorylation. Gene Ontology annotation, cellular component: nucleus; protein phosphatase 4 complex; cytoplasm. The record is from RefSeq and is a predicted model, not a curated record. The transcript is spliced from 3 exons.
AUGGACGUUGAGGAUAACAACGUCAUUAACAGAGCCGCGGCCGGCGAGACGCUCGAGCUGGACCUGUGGCCCGCGCUGCAGAUUGAGAUUCUCGCCCGUCUAGAAAAGAUUGCGCAUUCAGAAUUUCCCAUCCCCGACCUGCCGCCGCCGCGCACACUGCGACGAUCCCUCAACAACGGCGGGGCCUCUUCCUCAUCACCAAUAGCCGAGCCCUCGUCGCAAGAGGUCGACAAGGAGAAUGCACCGAUCCCCAACGACGGCAAGACCGGAUAUGACGUCAAGAAAGCCGACGAGGUGGACCAAGAGGCCACGGCCACGGGCAACGAUAAGGACGUCGUCAUGGAUAGGACCAGCGAGGCCAGCACAGAGAAACUAGACGGUGAAACCUCAACAGCAACAAAAGCACACGUAGAGGCAGCUUCUGGGAACGCUGCAUCAGAAUCGAGACCGCCCGACGAUGGUGGCAGCGACAACACCAACCCGCCAAAGCUCCCGGUCCAACUCGCCGCCAUGCUCAGCGAGAUCAAGAGCCACAUCCAGACCUUUACCCAUGCACCGCCGCACACGCUCCAGCGCCUGGCCGAGCUGGUACUGCAGCCGUGUCUGCACUACCGUGCCCUGGCCACGUAUCUGCACGCCGUCGACCGCGUUGUCCAAGUCACCUCGGGCCUUAACACGUACCCGCUGCCGCCCGCCAUCCCCGACAUGUCCUCGAUGCACAUCAACGGUGUCGACGGCAGCAAGGGCGCCGCAUCCUCGGUGAAUUGGGGAAACCCCACCGUUGGCGCGCACAGUGCUGCCAACAUAUACCAUGCGCCGCCAGCACCUGUGGGCUCUGACGAGGCACUCGGCGGUGCGCUACUGACGCCCAUUCCCUGGCUGACGCGGCGCAGCCCCGAAAGCGGAGACGCAGCCUCGACGAGCAGCGGUGGCGGCAGCACAGCCGGCGGCAGCAGUAGCGGUGCGCAGAUUCACAGCGAGGGCACUGAGACCAUUGACGGCCCCAACGGCAUGGGCAGCAUCGAGACAGUGUCGGUAAGCGUCAACGGUGUGCCGUCGACAGGCCACGCGCGCGGCGUGACGCAAGGGGAGCUACUGCGCCAGGAGCAACGUGCCGGCGUCGUGCCUGUCAGCCAACUGUCGCGCAACGCCGGACAUCCGCAGCACGCCAUGCAGCACCACCAGCUGCAGUCGCAGCGUGAGGCCGGCGCCCACGGCGACGGAUUCGACGGAUCCGACGAAGACGAACCCCCGUCCAUAGACGAGGACCGGCGUGCGCCCGCCGUCGACGACGGCGAGGAGGAGGAAGCGGAAGACGAGCUCCCGCACGCGCGCGGGCCCGACGAGAUUGGCGUCGGCGACACGGGGCUCCAGACAGCCACCACGAGCGCCAUGGGCGAGGCCGGCCUCGAAAUGCAGGGCAUUGACGUCGCGGCCGCCGUCGGCAGACCGCGCGAGGAGGAGGAACACCCCGCGCAAAGGAAAUCGUCGCCAGAAAACGAGCAGACUGUUGAAAAGCAAGCCAAGGUGGAAGACGAGGAGGCGCCGUUGAGUCCUGAAAGCGUGGCGACGAAGCGCGAGGCAGAGGAUACGGCACAACGCGAGCCUGCGAAAAAGCUCAAGGAAGAAUGA